This is a messenger RNA of Pteropus alecto (black flying fox), 1386 nucleotides long. It is a transcript of the gene AQP11, whose product is annotated as aquaporin 11. The record is from RefSeq and is a predicted model, not a curated record. Gene Ontology annotation, molecular function: channel activity. Bases 269 to 1084 code for a protein of 271 amino acids. Lineage: Eukaryota; Metazoa; Chordata; Mammalia; Chiroptera; Pteropodidae. The transcript has 3 exons. Gene Ontology annotation, biological process: transmembrane transport. Gene Ontology annotation, cellular component: cytoplasm; membrane.
CUGACCGUUGGCCCCUCCGCCAGUGCCCUAGCGGAGCUCCCUGCGCCGCCCCUCCCCUCCUCUCCUCCCCGGCUCUAGUCCCAACACCACAGCGUAGAGCCGGGGAGGAGGGGAGGAGUCCUCCAGCGAGACGCCCCUGGGGCCUCUUCUAGAGUCGGCCCGCCCCGAGGGGCGUGAGAAGGGGGCGGGGCUGCGGACUUCGGACUCCUGCCCAUAGACCGCCUCCUGCCGAGCCCAGCCGGCAGCCCAGUCUGACCCUGAGCUAGCCAUGUCUGCGCUGAGGGGGCUCUGGCCCGAGGUGCAGGACACCUGCACCUCGCUAGGGCUGAUGCUGUCGAUCGUGCUGUCCGUGGCGCUGGCCCGCGGAGUCCUCCGGCAGCAGAUGCACAGGCCCGUGGCCCACGCCUUCGUCUUGGAGUUUCUGGCCACCUUCCAGCUCUGCUGCUGCACCCAUGAGCUGCAACUGCUGAGUGAGCAGGAACCCGCGCACCCCACCUGGGCGCUGACGCUAAUCUAUUUCUUCUCGUUGGUGCAUGGCCUGACUCUGGUGGGCACCUCCAGCAACCCGUGCGGCGUGAUGAUGCAGAUGAUGCUGGGGGGAAUGACCCCCGAAAUAGGGGCGAUGAGACUGUUGGCUCAGCUGACAGGUGCCCUGUGCAGCAGGUACUGCAUAGGCGCCCUGUGGAGCCUGGGGCUGACCAGGUAUCACGUCAGCGAGAGGGGCUUCGCUUGCAGAAAUCCCAUCCAAGUCGAUUUGCCCAAAGCCGUCAUCAUAGAAGCCAUCUGCUCCUUUAUCUUCCACAGUGCUUUGCUGCACUUCCAGGAGGUCCGAACCAAGCUUCGUAUCCACCUGCUGGCAGCACUCAUCACCUUUUUGGUCUAUGCAGGAGGAAGUCUAACAGGAGCUGUAUUUAAUCCAGCUUUGGCACUUUCAUUACAUUUCAAGUGUUUUGAUGAAGCAUUCCUUCGAUUUUUUAUAGUAUAUUGGCUGGCUCCUUCUUUAGGUAUAUUGUUGAUGAUUUUGAUGUUCAGCUUUUUCAUUCCAUGGCUGUAUAACGAGCAUACAACUAAUAAAAAGGAAUAACUAUUCCAAAAGACUCAGACUAAGUAAUAGGACAGUCAAGCUGGAUGUGAUAUUUUAUCACCUCUUAUUCUACACACUGGCUGUACUGGAUUCAUCAAUGUUAGCUGCCUCUGAAGAAGCUGCUUUACAGUUUUCAUCACUGGGACUUAAAAAAAUUACUGUGAAAAUAAGGUAUCCUGUUUUUCUCAGUUAAGACUUAUUCUUCUGAGUGUGUAUUAAAUGCUGCUAGAAAAGACUCAUUACAUUAAAUAUAAAUCUCAAGUGAUAAUUGUUCAUUUUGAUUAAAAAAAAGGAAUACAGGA